This is a messenger RNA of Manduca sexta (tobacco hornworm), 3164 nucleotides long. It is a transcript of the gene Dlic, whose product is annotated as cytoplasmic dynein 1 light intermediate chain 2. The record is from RefSeq and is a predicted model, not a curated record. Gene Ontology annotation, biological process: microtubule-based movement; microtubule cytoskeleton organization. Lineage: Eukaryota; Metazoa; Arthropoda; Insecta; Lepidoptera; Sphingidae. Gene Ontology annotation, cellular component: cytoplasmic dynein complex; centrosome. Bases 144 to 1541 code for a protein of 465 amino acids. Gene Ontology annotation, molecular function: dynein heavy chain binding. The transcript is spliced from 9 exons.
UAAAAUCAAUGUCUGUCGACGUUUUACGACUGAAUAUCUGUCACAGCAACACCGACAUCAUCGUGAGUGACGUAUGAACGGCAGAAGAAACGAAAACGAAAAAGCCUUUCUGUGCCGUUGUUAUCUUCUAAAAUUCCUGAAGAAUGGAGACAAACGGCCAGGCUAAUGGGCUUAAAUCAAAAAAGAAGGAAAAUGGCGACGGCAAGGACAACUUAUGGUCAGCUAUAUUAGAAGAAGUGCAGAAUCAAGGCAACACAAAACUACCUUCAAAUAAAAAUGUUCUUGUAUUGGGUGAUAAUGAGACUGGUAAAACGACAUUAGUUGCAAAACUGCAAGGAGUAGAAGACCCUAAGAAAGGAUCAGCUCUCGAAUACGCUUACAUAGAUGUUAGAGAUGAAUAUCGAGAUGAUCACACACGCUUAAGUGUAUGGGUGCUUGAUGGUGACCCAGGACACACAAACCUACUGAAGUUCGCUCUCAGUGAGGACACAUUCCCCCACACGCUCGUGAUCUUCACAGUGGCGAUGACCACACCAUGGGGCGUGUUGGAUCAACUGCAGAGCUGGGCGGCGGUGCUCGGCGAUCAUAUAGACAAAUUGGAUCUCACACCUGAACAAAGGUUACAAAGUAAAAAGCAGCAAGUGCAGAAAUGGCAGAGAUACACGGAGCCGGGGGACGAGCUGGAGCCGACCGCCUCGUCUCCGAUGAAGAGGUCCUCGCGGAACCUGUCGGACGACCUCGAGAACGGCGACGACGACGACAGCCCCCUGCCGGAGGCCGUGCUCACCACCAACCUAGGACUGGACAUAGUCGUCGUUGUUACCAAGACUGACUACAUGAGCACACUGGAGAAGGAGCAAGACUACCGCGACGAGCACUUCGACUUCAUGCAGCAGUGGGUGCGCCGCUUCUGCCUGCAGUACGGCGCCGCGCUCUUCUACACCAGCGCCAAGGAGGACAAGAACUGCGACCUGCUGUACAAGUACCUCACGCACAGGAUAUACGCGCUGCCCUUCAGGACGCCCGCGCUCAUCGUCGAGAAGGACGCUGUGCUAAUUCCGGCAGGCUGGGACAGCAUGAAGAAAAUUAGCAUAUUGUAUGAAAACAUGCAGUCUUGUAAGCCAGACGACUACUACAGAGAUAUCAUUGUGCAACCUGCUACGAGGAAAAGCGGCGGCAGUCGCGAGGCGGAGGUGCAGGCGGAGGACGAGCAGGCGUUCCUGCAGCGACAGCUCGCCGCGCUGCAGGCCGGCGCGCCCGCGCCCCGCGCCGACUCGCCGCUCCGCACCGCGCAGCGCACCACGCAGCAGUUGGACGGUGCGAAAAUCGGCAUGGGCCCCGGCACGCCGGGCAACGAGGGCGUGCUGGCGAACUUCUUCAACUCGCUGCUGUACAAGAAAACGGGCUCGCCGGGCGCGCGGCCGGACGCGGGCGCGGGCGCCGCCGCCGCGCGCUCCGACGCCGCCGCCGAGCUCGACCGCCUCACACGCACCAAGCGCCCGCCGCCGCCCAUCGACCUCAACUCCUCCUCCGACUGCUAGCCGACACGGUGGUGUAGUAGAGCGGCUAGUGUGGGUCCCGCGCGGCACUGUGCCCUGGCUGCGGUGCAGGCGCAGACUGCGCCGGCUCGCGGCUGACGGGCGCGAGUCGACAUCUCCAAGCUCCACGCUGUCGUACACCGCUCGGUUGCUUGUAGAUUUAAUUAAUCUAUCGAAACGCCUUAACGGUGUGCGCUGUGCAAACAAACAUUAUUUUAGUUUGCUUUUAAAUUAAUCGAUACUUGUUGUCAACUAUCGAUAGUCUUUCGACCUUCUAAACUGCGACGGCAAAAGCGCGCGCUGUGCACACUUAAAAUCGGGAUCUCGAAGAGAUUGUCUCCCAGUGAGAAUAGAGUUAUUUAUCGAUGAUGUUUCGUGAUAUUUUAUCGAGCGAUUUCAUCGAUUUCCUUUUUUGACUCGCAUAUUGUAAGUGAAGUGACAGUAUUUAACACAAUAAUAGCUUGGCAGCUUAAGUAGAUAAUAACAACCGAGCGUUGUACGGCUCCGGCUCGAUGGUCCUCUGGUAACAGUCGAUAUGGCGAUGAGAACCUGUAUUGUUAUAUAUCGAGGAAGUUAGCUAUUAAUUGUAAAAUUAACAGGAAAGGGCUAAGUGGCAUUUUACACGUUGGCUAAAAAUGUAUGAGCACAUCUAAAAUAGCGUCAGCAAUGUCCUGAAUCGAUGAAGUGGUAAGCAAAAAAAAUAAAAUAAAAUUACAAUUUUAUAUGCAUCUUAUCCCUGCUAUGAAUUAGCUUCUUUGAUUAGCUGUUGUACAAUUUUCAGCCAAGAAAAAAAUGCUCGUAACACAUAGGAACAAUUUUCAUACAUUUCCAUAACAAGAUCGACACAAACGUGUUUGUAUACUUUCCUAUGAUUUUAUUUGUAACAAUCUUUUAUGAUAUUAUAAUAAGUAUUUAUUUAGAUAGUGCGUCGAAUUCGAAACGUGUAUUAUUUGUAUACAUUGUGAAAGUUAUUGUCAUCUGAGAUUAAAGGGUUUUCGUACCGUGUGAUCUUCUGUGAAGACUGGCAGUGCAAUGAUUGAACUGGAAUAGUGAUGUGCCGAGUUACUUAAUUCAUUCGAGUGAAUUAUCGACAUUGUUUACUCGAGGUUAGUCUAUUGUCAUCAAAACUAAAUUUGAAUUAUAUUAUACUUAACGCACGAAACUUGUAUGCUAUACCUCAAUUUACAAACCAAAUUUUAUAUUUGUCUUAUUCGAUAAAAGUCAUUAGCCAGAGAGCAAUACUUUUCCAAUCGAAUACGAUAAAAUUCAUUCAAACAUUCGAAUACGUGAACUAUUCGAGAUAAUCGAUAUGUCGCUAGAUUCGGCACAUCGCUACAGCAACGUUUAAUGCACAAUGAAGUCACUAUAAUGUACAAACAGACGUUCACGGCUGCGUGGUGAUGCGCGUCCUCCGUCACGACUGGACUGUAAUGGUGACCUUUAUUGUGUCGAGCGAAUUUAUUUAUUCGAAAAAUAUAUAUAUUACACGGAGAUUAUUCUUUUUUAUUCCCAACCCGUUCAUGUAGGUGUUUGUGUUUGUUAACAUCGGAUUAUGUUCUUGUGGUGCAAUACUGAACAUUCCAAACCUGGUUUGGUGCUUUAUUAUAGUAAAUUUAUUAAAUUAUA